Odocoileus virginianus texanus is the source of this 2218-nucleotide messenger RNA. The record is from RefSeq and is a predicted model, not a curated record. Lineage: Eukaryota; Metazoa; Chordata; Mammalia; Artiodactyla; Cervidae.
AUGCCCCUGUCGGCAGCCAUAUUUAAGAGUGAAGAGAAGAACCCCGUCCCGCAGUGCCCGCCGCGGCUGGAUGUCCAAACUAUCCAGCCUGUGCUCUGGAGCCGCAUGCCCAGCAGCUUCCUGAAGGUGGAGACGGAGAGGGUGAGCGAGCGCCAUGGCUGGGUGGUGCAGUGCCUGGAGCCCCUACAGAUGAUGGCGCUCCACAUCCCGGAAGAAAACAGGUGUGUGGACAUCCUGGAGCUCUGCGAGCAGGAGGACCUCAUGCGGUUCCAUUACCACACGCUCAGACUGUACAGCGCCCUCUGCGCCCUGGGAAACAGCCGGGUGGCCUACGCCCUGUGCAGCCACGUGGACCUGUCCCAGCUCUUCUAUGCCAUUGACAACAAGUAUCUCCCUGGCCUCCUGCGCUCAGGCUUCUAUGACCUGCUCAUCAGCAUCCACCUGGCCAGCGCUAAGGAGAGGAAGCUGAUGAUGAAGAAUGAGUACAUCAUCCCCAUUACCAGCACCACCAGGAAAAUCCGCCUGUACCCGGAUGAGUCCAAGAGGCACGGGCUUCCUGGGGUGGGCCCGAGAACAUGCCUUAAGCCAGGGUUCAGAUUCUCCACCCCCUGCUUCAUCACCACCAACGAGGAGCACCAGAAGCAGAGCCCCGAGAUUCCCUUGGAGCUUCUCAAGACGAAGGCGCUGGGCAUGCUGACGGAGGCGGUGCAGUGCAGCGGGGCUCACAUCCGGGACCCCGUCGGGGGGUCCGUGGAGUUCCAGUUUGUGCCUGUGCUGAAGCUCAUCGGAACCCUGCUGGUCAUGGGGGUGUUUGAUGAUGAUGACGUUCGGCAGAUCCUCCUCCUCAUCGACCCCUCUGUGUUUGGGGAGCACAGUGGGGAGACGGAGGAGGGAGCAGAGAAGGAGGAGGUGACGCAGGUGGAGGAGAAGGCUGUGGAGGCUGGGGAAAAGGCCAGCAGGGAAGCUCCCAUCAAAGGCUUGUUGCAAACCCGAUUACCGGAGUCCGUCAAGCUGCAGAUGUGUGAGCUGCUCAGCUACCUCUGUGACUGUGAGCUGCAGCACCGGGUGGAGGCCAUUGUGGCCUUCGGCGACAUCUAUGUCUCCAAGCUCCAGGAAAAUCAGAAGUUCCGCUACAACGAGCUCAUGCAGGCCCUGAACAUGUCUGCGGCCCUGACCGCCCGGAAGACCAGGGAGUUCCGCUCGCCCCCACAGGAACAGAUCAACAUGCUUCUUAACUUUCAACUGGGGGAGAACUGCCCAUGCCCAGAAGAGAUCCGGGAAGAGCUAUACGACUUCCACGAGGACCUUCUCCUUCACUGCGGGGUUCCCCUGGAAGAAGAGGAAGUGGAAGAAGAAGAUACCUCUUGGACUGGAAAAUUCUGUGCAUUGGUGCAGAGAAUCAAAGGCCCUCCCAAGCCAGAGAAGGAGCAACCAACAGAGGAAGAGGAGAGGUGCCCUACCACCCUGAAGGAGCUCAUCUCGCAGACCAUGAUCCGCUGGGCCCAGGAGGACCAGAUCCAGGAUGCAGAGCUGGUCCGGAUGAUGUUCACCCUCCUGCGGCGGCAGUACGACAGCAUCGGGGAGCUGCUGCAAGCGCUGCGCAAGACCUACACCAUUAGCCAGGCCUCCGUGAGCGACACCAUCAGUCUGCUAGCCGCCCUGGGCCAAAUUCGCUGCCUGCUCAGCGUCCGGAUGGGCAAGGAGGAGGAGCUACUCAUGAUCAACGGGCUGGGAGACAUAAUGAACAACAAGGUGUUUUACCAGCACCCCAACCUCAUGAGAGUCCUCGGCAUGCAUGAGACGGUCAUGGAGGUGAUGGUGAAUGUGCUGGGUACAGAAAAGUCUCAGAUUGCCUUUCCAAAGAUGGUUGCUAGCUGCUGCCGCUUCCUGUGCUAUUUCUGUCGAAUCAGCCGACAAAAUCAGAAGGCCAUGUUUGAGCAUCUAAGUUACCUGUUGGAGAACAGCAGUGUUGGCCUAGCUUCCCCCUCGAUGAGAGGAUCCACCCCGCUGGAUGUGGCCGCUUCCUCGGUGAUGGACAACAAUGAGUUAGCGCUGGGCUUAGAGGAGCCAGACCUCGAGAAGGUGGUGACCUAUUUGGCAGGCUGUGGCCUGCAGAGCUGCCCCAUGCUUCUAGCCAAAGGAUACCCUGAUGUCGGCUGGAACCCCAUUGAAGGGGAGCGCUACUUGUCCUUCCUGAGGUUUGCCGUCUUCGUGAACA